Messenger RNA from Giardia duodenalis, 927 nucleotides. Its product is annotated as Hop1. Lineage: Eukaryota; Fornicata; Diplomonadida; Hexamitidae. Bases 1 to 927 code for a protein of 308 amino acids. The transcript has a single exon. Gene Ontology annotation, cellular component: nucleus. The record is from RefSeq and is a predicted model, not a curated record. Gene Ontology annotation, biological process: synaptonemal complex assembly; meiotic recombination checkpoint signaling.
AUGCCUGUUGUGACGCCAGAGCAGUGCCGAGAGUUCAUGAAGAGCACAAUCCAGAUAGCUGUCACUUUAAUCUGCUUUAAGAGAAGCAUAUUUCCACCCUCAGCCUUUGGAAUUAAACGAAUGAUGGAGGUAGAUGUCAAGUGCCUCGACAAAAGCGAUAAGAAUGCAUACGCCCUGUCUCAAGCCCUGGAGCUAGGAGUGUUCGACGCCAUCGAUAAGGGGUUUCUAAGAGAGGUAAUCCUAGGAAUCUUCUUGAACCGUGACGCACCCAUGGAGCUCAUCGAGAGCUACAACUUCCGGAUAAGCACCAGCCCAUCACUGCCUCAAUCUGCCCAAUCUCUUAUGGAAGAGGUUAACCGGUUCACAGGCCGUCUCCUAGGCACCUUAAACGAGCUACCGUCCUUGCCAGAAGACAAGGACAUUCUGCUACGAUGCUUUUAUAAAUCGAACACACCUGAGAGUUACGUUAUGCCAUAUUUUUCCCUGUGUAAGAAUGCUGGAAGCCUUCAUAUUUCUUCGGAAAAGGCCCCUUAUGAGGUAUCUCUCGACCGCUUUGAGACGCCCUACGAGGCCAUUGGCUUGAAACUGUAUGUACCAGACUAUAUCACCUUAGAUCACCAGUCAGAGAAUCCGGAGCCUCACAAAGAACGCGUGUUGUUGGAGGCAAAGAUAGAUGAAAUCCUGACCGGAAGGGCUGGAACCAAGGAGUGGGCUCUUGCCAUACUACAUCGAAUCCUCUCUCUCAAAUUCCCCAUUUCACUCAAAGACGCUGCGCAGUUGGUGCAGUGCAGUGUCUACAGAAUUCGCAAAGUGGCUGCUGAGCACCCCUUUAUCAAAAUAUCGAAGAGUGUCCUCAAUGUCGUCGACGAAUCAAAACUUCAAUUCGCCCUGCAGUGCACAACCCGUGAGCUAACCGACCUUCUGUAG